AUGCCUCACCUUCCCUUGCAGGGUCCUCCACUCAGGCACAAGGGACAAGGCAGGAUGGCAGUCAUUGAAGUGAUUUAUGGAGUUAUCCUCUUAUUACAGACAGUGAUUGGAAUUCUGGGAAAUUCCUCCCUUCUCUACCGCUAUAUGUUCCUUUACUUCAGUGGGUGUAAAUUAAAGUGCACAGACCUGUUUCUUAAGCACUUGCUUGUAGCCAACCUCUUAACUCUCCUGGUUAGAGGAGUGCCCCACACAAUAGAAGCCUUUGGUUGGAAAGUUUCCCUUGGAGAUGUGGGGUGCAAAAUACUCUUCUAUCUGCACAGAAUAAGCAGAGGUGUGUCUAUUGGCAGCACUUGUGCCCUGAGUGUCUUCCAAGCUAUUACCAUCAGCCCCAGGGACCAUAGGUUGGCAGAGCUUAAAGCGAAGGCUCACAAAUAUGUGGGAUCUACCUUGUGCCUGUUCUGGAUUCUGUAUGGGCUUGUAAAUAUUAUUUUUCUUCUGACCAUCACUGAGACCUACACUACAACAAACUUCACAAGCCUGAAAUUUCAUGGCUAUUGUUCCAGCAUUCGUCACAACAAAAUCACAGAGUCCUUAUAUGCAGCCCUGCUGUUUCUCCCUGAUGGUUUGUGUGUAGGACUCAUGCUCUGGACCAGCAGCUUCAUGGUUUCCAUUCUGCACAGGCACAAACAGCAGAUGAGACACAUUCAUAGAACUAAUGUCAGCUCAGUAUCUUCUCCUGUGUCUAGAGCUACCAAAACCAUCCUUCUCCUGGUCAGCACCUAUGUCUGCUUUUAUACACUCUCCUGCACCUUUCAAAUUUGUUGGUCUUUUACUUAUAAUCCCAGCUGGUUACUGGUGAACACAUCUACAGUAAUUGCUGGAUUAUUCUCAACUGUUAGCCCCUUUCUGCUCCUGAGUUGUGACGCUAGAGCAUGCAUGUGUUGUUUUGUCAGCAUGAGGAAGAGAAAAUCUCCAAUUCAUAUAAAGAAUGGGUAG
Molecule: messenger RNA, 996 nt
Organism: Octodon degus (degu)
Lineage: Eukaryota; Metazoa; Chordata; Mammalia; Rodentia; Octodontidae
Product: vomeronasal type-1 receptor 4-like
Exons: 1
Coding region: 1-996 (331 amino acids)
Biological process (GO): G protein-coupled receptor signaling pathway
Cellular component (GO): membrane
Molecular function (GO): pheromone receptor activity
Source: RefSeq, a predicted model, not a curated record